UAAAAAAGAUUGAAGUACUGCAUUAGCUAGCUCUCACAUAGUGUUAUGUACAGUCUGACAUUAAUAUUCAUUGCUGAAAGGCUUUACCUGGUUAAGAGUUUUUCCUACCUUGGCAGCACCACUGGCAGCGAGGUGAGCCUCUGCAUAGCAAGAGCCUGUUCAAACUUCGGAACACUUUCCAGUAAUGUUUGGACUAGCAGAGGCAUCUGCUUCCAUAAUAAACUAAAAGUCUACAAGGCAGCUGUGCUCCCUAUGCUACUCUAAGAGGCAAUCAAGAAAAGCCUGCUUUAAUAUUGCACCCGGAUAUUGCGCAUUUAUCGCUAGCUUCAUUUGCAAAGAAUUAACUAUGCAGGGAUUGGACUCAUCUCCCCUCUGUGGACCCACUGACAGAUUCAGCCCCAACUAAUCUCGGAUGACUUGAUUGGUCCUUUUUUGACGAACAAUUUCACUCUCUGUUGGUUGCAUACACAAAAUUUCACUAUACUUUUUAAAUUUUCCAGGGUUUUGUUUUCUUGGUCACCUAUCAUAUUUCUAUUCCAUCUAUGAAUGUUGUAAUGAAGUGUUUAAGUCUGUACUUAUUCAUUUUGUGUACUGACGCCUUUGAAAAAAAUUAUCUUAAAGGUUUGAUUAUGAAAAAGUAAAGAUUGGAAGUAUUUCAGAUGUUUUGAAAGCCUUUGCUAAAUUAGUAUUCAACAAAGUUCAAGUAGUUUUUCAAAGAUAAUUUUUUAUUAAUUGAUUAUGUUUAUUAAAUCACUGAAAGAAGGCUAGAGUAAAAUUAAAAUAAUUAUACCGGUACUCUAUUAAUAAUUUCAGUUACAUUCUUUUAUAUUUCUUUCCCUUAAUAAAAUAGGGUUACAUUUGUAUUUCGCACAGUCCUAUUGAAAAGUAAAGAGCUGAUGAUUACCUCUGUUGAUCAAAGGCAAUGAAUCUAGAUGGUAAAUUAAGUGACGGUGACAAAUUUCUGAAAGCAAGUGAAUACAAGGAGAAAGGUAAUGCAGCCUACAAGGCAGGUGACUUUAAAAAAGCCGCUGGAAGUUAUCACAGAGCAAUCCUUUAUCUUAAAGGUCUCAGCAUCAAUUGCCCAGACAUUGUCGGUGGUUUAACAUCCUUGGGUAAAUUUGAUGAAGCACCUAAGAUGUCCGCAAGUUUAACUGAGGAUGCAAGAUCUCUUACAUGUGAUUGUUACAAUAACUUAGCAGGUAUGUUAGUGUUAGAGAUUUUUUUGUACAACGACCACCUAUCUUACAAAUUACUUUUCAAUUAUAAUAUACAUAAAGUGACAUUUGACCUUGUCAUGUUGGCAAUUAUUAGUUUAAGUUUAAUGAAUUGCUCUAAUAUACUAAUUAUUCGUUCAGUAUAGAAUGUUGAAAAAUAAAGAAUAUGAAGGCAGUUUUUAUCCCUAAUAACAAAAGGGUUGUACGUUUUUAACUUAGACCUUUAUGUUCUUUUGGAAUAAAAAAACUUGAAAUUGCAAGGGGUUUGAAAAUAUUUGUUUAGUUCAAUAACCCUUAAAACUUGUAACUAAUGAUAUUCACAUUCCUCUCAUUUUAAUCAGCUAUUUUGUUCUUGUGGGUUUUUUUUUUUAAAUUUUGUAAUUUAUUGUUUUCAUUGGAAAAUGCAGCCUGCAUGUUAAAGGAUCCCGAACCAAAGUAUCAGAGAAUUAUUGAACAUUGUGACAGAGCUCUAGAUGCAUCGCCUAACAAUUUGAAAGCACUGUUCCGAAAAGGAACUUCACAGUAUGCUGUAGGAGACUAUGAAGAAGCACUUGCAACGUUAGAAAUGGCAGCACCUGGUGUGUAUUUCCAUUUAAAUAUUGAAAGUCAACUUUGUUUUGUUUUUUUAUUGGAUUAUUAAGAAAUAUUUUGUAUAAUAAUUUGGACAAUAUUGUAAGGAAAUCGACCUUAUCUCAACUCGUUCUCAAUCUAUUUCCUGUGGAUGGUAACCUCUUUCACACUGUCUCUCUUACUGCAACACACAUUGACUGUUAGACUUCACUUUAUUGGCUCAGCUCAACAAUCAUGACCUUGCAAUUUUGCUCUGACUGUCCCGGGUUAGUGUCUCCUCAUGUCUAUCCUGGCCACUAGACUGUCUGGCCCACCCUCAGUCCAACUAACUCUCUCCGGCUUCGCUCACUUGGCGUACAACGCUUCACUCGGCUUGUCUCUGCUUUACUCUCCUUAGCUCAUGGUUAACUCUCCCUCAAAAUCUAAUCAUCCCCUCUUAUAGGUCCACGAGCCGACCGAAGUGUCCUAGAGAUUACCCGUGCUAUUCUAAUUCUAAUGCAAAUUAUCUUAGCGCCAUCGUCACGCUCUUGCUUGGUGGUCAGUCCUUGGUACCGUUUGUUUUCUUCCCUCACACCUGCCUGAUUACCUCCCCUGCCUUCUAAAGUCUUGAUUUAUACUAAUUUCCUGUCAAACGCAUGCUUUUCUGGGUCUGUGGCAUCUCCUACAAUCUUAUGCUCGUGUGAUUCGCCUGUUUUCGACUGUGGGUUUUACCCCUUGCUCCUGCCCGCUGCAUUCCACGUUUUAAUUUAUCUGCAGUCUGCUGCAAUCUUAUGCGCAUGCUUGUUGGUCAGACUUCCACUGUAGGUUUACCCCGCACCGUUGACAUCCCCUGUAUUCCACGUCUUAAUUUAUCUGCUACGCGUGUCAAUUAGCCAAACACCUGGGCUGAACUCUCUACAAUAUUUUGUCAAUUUGUUUGAGCCAUUAUCUUUUUUUUACACAAUUAUAUAGAGGAUUUUAAUAGAAAGAAAAUGUGCAAGUCAUAUAGGCCUUUUUUAAUUUGAUUGAUUACAGAUAUAGCACGCUUUGUUAACCGUACAUUACUUGUUGAUAUUUCAGAUCCUAGUGUCAGGAAAUAUAUUGAAUUAUGCAAAGCAGGAAUAAAAAAGCAAGACAGAGAGAUGGCAGAGAAAUUCAAAGGAAUGUUUAAAUCCUGAUAGUUUAAUGUUUGCUGUUUCGUGAAUAUUCCUUCUUAUUUUAUACAGGUUAAAUUUGAUAUUAAAAUUUUAAAUUUAUUAUA
Messenger RNA from Lymnaea stagnalis (great pond snail), 3024 nucleotides. The record is from the annotation of a GenBank genome assembly. NCBI's taxonomy places the organism in Eukaryota, Metazoa, Mollusca, Gastropoda, Lymnaeidae.